AUGAGGGUCUUUAUCUGCUUUGAGGGGUCCUGGGAGUCUUUUGACGUCCAUCCAGAGCAGAAUGUGGGGGCCAUGAAGCAGAUGAUCAAGGACAACUUUCUUGUGCAACUGUCCAAUGACAAGCAGGUAAGGCACUACCUGGAGCUGAGCUAUGGUGGUGCAGCGCUGCAGGACAACUGGGCUCUGUGUGACGUGGGCAUCACAAGUGGCAGUGCCAUCCGAUGCCUGAUAAAGAGUGAACAGAAGCCUGUGUUGCAUGUGUUCAACGCUGUGACAGGAGAAACCUUAUCAAUCAUGGGAAGUGUCACUCUCCUGCGUUAUAUGUCUGUGGCCAGACUGAAAACUGUGGUGUCUGCGCGGAGCGGCCUCCCUGUCAGCACCUUCAGAUUGAGCACGCCUGCUGGUGUUGAACUCUACGACUGCAACCAACUGAAAGACUACGCCAUCGAAGUGGGCACUAUUCUUCGUUUGGACACAUGGGAUGGGUGGGUGGAGUACCUCCAGGGUUGCCUCCUUGGCCACAGAUUGACAGUCCAGAGUCACCUAUCAGAGAAGAGGCCUGUAAGGAGGUUUCAGCUGCGAGUAGCGCUGUACAUCGCUGCCUUUUUAGGCCACCUGGAACUGUCAAGCUGGCUGCUGGAGAGGGGGGCACAUGCUGAGGAACCAGUGGGUGUCCAUCCGUACCGCCAGUGGUGCCACCAAACCGCCCACCGUGACACCGGAAAGUGUCCCAUCCACGUAGCUUCAGAGAGCAGUCAGCUCCUCAUCCUUAAACUCUUUGUCACCAAGAACCCUUUGACCUUGGCUUGUCGGGAUCCUGGGAGUCGUGACCCUUUGAAGAUUGCCAUUCAGCAUGGCCACAGGGAAUGUGUGUGCUACUUAGCCAACAAGCUGUGCUCAGUAGUAUCCCUGCCAAAUAUGUCCCUGCGCAUGUAUAUCUACCUCCGAAUAAGACACUGGGUGAGUUUGGGACGGAGAAGAGCGGCCUCCAGUCACAGCACUUCCUUCAAAGCCACAGUAGGGGAUAUGUUGCUGGUAGAUGGCUUCAACCAGCCAAAGAUGUCCUCCAAAUCCAGGAAAGCGAAGACCAAACCAAGUAGAGGACUCCGAGCCAGAGCUUUGCACUCCUUACCGCCCAUCAGCACUAUACUUUCAGUGCCCAAUCUCCCCUCCAAAAGGGCAUCACAGCAUCUACACAGCCUGCAGUCUGUGAACCCUGGUGACUUUGAAGAGAUGCAGGAAAAGCAUAAGCCUUAUGAAAAGAACAGAGAUAAUGGCCCAGUGGAUAAAAUCAGUAAGGGAGACAGCAGCCUAUGCAGUGGCAAGUUUUCUCUCCCACCUAUCACCAGAGAACGCAUCCCCUGCAGGCAGGUGUUGGUCAGUGCAUCACCAAACUCCUCCCAUAUCCUGACUGAAUCUUUGGAGUCUCACAGCGAUGGACGAACACCAAGAGAAAAUGCCAUAUACUGCAUGACUGUAGCCAGCACCUUCACAGAGAAGCCUUGGCUGAAGCAGCUGAGCAUAGCACGGACACUGGCCAGGAAGCGUAUCCAGACCGCAGCUUGA
Messenger RNA from Thunnus maccoyii (southern bluefin tuna), 1566 nucleotides. Its product is annotated as protein ANKUB1-like. The record is from RefSeq and is a predicted model, not a curated record. The coding region runs from base 1 to 1566 and encodes 521 amino acids. Gene Ontology annotation, molecular function: protein binding. The transcript is spliced from 6 exons. Lineage: Eukaryota; Metazoa; Chordata; Actinopteri; Scombriformes; Scombridae.